This is a messenger RNA of Pecten maximus, 11881 nucleotides long. RefSeq names its product dedicator of cytokinesis protein 1-like. Gene Ontology annotation, cellular component: plasma membrane; cytoplasm. Gene Ontology annotation, biological process: small GTPase-mediated signal transduction; cell migration. The record is from RefSeq and is a predicted model, not a curated record. NCBI's taxonomy places the organism in Eukaryota, Metazoa, Mollusca, Bivalvia, Pectinida, Pectinidae. Gene Ontology annotation, molecular function: small GTPase binding; guanyl-nucleotide exchange factor activity.
GAUAUCAAUGGCCGUCAGCUUCAUACAAAAUGAUCCGGAGAAUGGUACCCUAGAUAAAUUUUACGGAUAUAUGGCUUAAUCAUUGUGCAAACAUGAUGCAGUGGCACAAAGCUGACAGAAGCCGCAGAUACGGAGUCGCGGUCUAUAACUUCUCUCUGGACCGGCCACCUUGUCUGAAGCUGAGCGUGGGAGAAUCUGUACACAUCUUAGAAGAAACUGAAGGAUGGUACUGGGGUUACACUACGAGGAACAAGAACCAGCGAGGGGUCUUCCCAAAAACUUAUGUACAUAUAAAAGAAGCAGCAGUGUUAACUACUGGCUCUCUAGAAACUAUUGCUCCCAAGGAGCUGCCAUUGUCCCAGGAGAUCAACUGUGUACUACGAGAAUGGCACGGCAUGUGGAAACAGUACUUCGUGGAAAGAAAAUCCGAUUUUGCGGAAAUCAUGGGCAUGAUGCAAGAACUGAUCCACUGGCGGCGAAAAAUUAUGUCCAGGAAGUUGACAGCGGAGGAGCUACGAGACUUACAACAGAAGAUAUCAUCUAAAAUAGAUAUAGGAAAUGACAUGCUUGGCCUUGACCUUGUUGUUCGAGCCGAGCAGGGCAAUGUCCUUGACCCUGAGUCAACAAGUGCUAUUAACCUCUUCAAACAGCAUGAACUCGCAGCAGAUCGAAUCAAAGCAGAAAAGGCGAAUGCUGGGCACGAGGACGGCAUCAGUCUCACAUGGCCUCACACUUUUAACCUUUUUGUGAAACUAAGAAAUUUUGUUUGUCGGAUCGGCGAAGAUGCUGAUAUCCUGAUGAGCCUUUACGAUGCCAAAUUUGGAAAAUUUAUAAGUGAAAAUUAUGUAGUGAAGUGGGCCAAAGGAGGAGGCGUGCCAAAGAAUUUAGAAAUGCUGAACAAUUAUAAAGUGGUCUUUACGGACUUAGGUGCUAAAGACCGGCAACGAGAAAAAGUGUUUCUAGUUUUUCAAAUUGUAAGAAUAGGGGUCAUGGAUACUAAAGAUGUAGACGACAAGAAACAGACAAAAGGAUUGAAGCGGCCUUUUGGAGUGGCAGUCCUCGACAUAACAGAUAUCAUGAAUGGCAAACAAGAGUGUUCAGAGGAAGCGCAACAUUUUAUACCAUUUCAGCAAUGUGGAGAGAAGGAGGCCAUGGAGAGUUUGAUUCGGAAAGUUGUCAUUGCUAAAGAGAUCAACCACAAGGGUCAAGGAGUGUGGGUCUCCAUGAAGAUCCUUUCAGGCGAUCCCAAACAGGUACGAGAAGACUUCCCUCACCUUGUCGGUCAGAAUACACCUGUGUCCCGUAAGAUGGGUUUCCCAGAGGUCAUCAUGCCAGGUGAUGUCCGAAAUGACAUCUACAUAACAAUCAAACAGGGCGAGUUUACACGUGGACCAACGAAAACGGCCGACAAAAACGUGGAGGUCACCAUGGUCGUCUGUAAUAAAAACCUGGAAAAAUUAAAGGGUGUCAUAAGCCAUGGGUGUGGAGGAGAGCCGAUGACAGAGUACCGAUCCAUGGUCUACUACCACGAAGACAAACCCAAGUGGUACGAGACCAUCAAGGUGGCUAUAUCUACAGAAGAGGAAUUCAGAGGAUUACAUCUCAAGUUUUUAUUUAAACACAGAUCAACAAGUGAAAGCAAAGACCGAUCAGAGCGACCGUUUGCCAUGUCUUUUGUGAAACUGAUGAAUAAAAACAGCACAACAUUAGCAGACAUUGAUCAUAACCUGUUAGUGUAUAAGAUCGAGAGAAAGCAUGAUGAUAGUGACCCAUAUCUUGACAUGCCGUCCACACGAGAUGAUUUGGAUCCACAGGACAUCCAGAAGGGUAGCAAGAUAGCACUAUUCUCAGGACCCUUCACUCUCAACCAAAAGGAUAGCUUCAUGAUCAACACGUUUGUCUGUUCCACCAAGCUCACACAUAAUGUUGACCUCCUUGGGCUGUUAAAAUGGCAGGAGAUGCUGAACGACACCACUGUACUGAGGACGCACCUCGACAAACUUAUGCACGUAGACGGAGAGGAGAUAGUCAAGUUUCUACAAGAUCUUCUGGACUCUUUGUUCAACAUUCUGAUCGAGACCAACAUUUCUGAGAUGUAUGACAACUUAGUGUUUGAAGCUUUGGUACACAUUAUCGGCCUGAUAUCAGACAGGAAGUAUCACCAGUUCCGGCCGGUCCUGGACGCCUAUGUGACCACUUCCUUCAGCUUUGCUAUGGCCUACGAGAAACUGAUGUUGAUCCUACGAGACUAUGUUGACCGAGCCAUGGAGGUGAACCAGAAGGUGUUGAUACGAGCCAUGAAGUCACUGGAAUAUCUCUUCAAGUUCAUCGUGCAAUCUAGGAAUCACUUCUCCCUGUUGAAUGAGGGACGAGGUAAACAGCUGUUUGAGCUACAGAUGAAGCAGCUAAUACAGGCAAUCAAUGGUAUGAUGUUAUAUACGAGUGACAACACCCUGCUGGCCCAGGGUUCAGCUCUUAAAUACAUGUGUUCUGCCCUUCCUGACAUCAUCCAUGUGUUUGAUCCUGUGGAACUCAGUGGGUUGAUGGUAGAAUUCAUCAACAACGUGCCGAAAGAACGCCUGACCAAACAGAAGUUGAAGUGUAUAGAUUAUCUUGUACAUAGUGUGUUAUUCAAAUCACCAGGUUGUCGUGCUAUCUUGCUGCCAAUGAUCCUGCACCACACCGGCUCGUUACUGGAGAAUCAGGAAGAGCUUGAGGAUUGUGUAGAUGUACUCAGUGAUCUUAUGGACCAGAUGCAUGACAAUUCUACAGGUUCCCAUGCCAGUGAUAUUGAUUUGAUCAUGAAGAUGAACCUGAGGAUCGUGAUCCGCUCGGCUGUGUGUAUGGACAAGAAAUCUAAAGAAGCAAGAAGAACCGAGAGUCGGUGUGUAGCCGUACUGUUGUCCAUACUGAGAAAGAUGACGGAGUCACACUACAAUCAUUACAUCAGUGAGUUUUCCUUCCUCACGGACCUACAGGACUUCCUGAUGGAGAUUCUCACGCUGUUCCAGGUUCUCAUCAAGGAGAACGUGUUCGCAGGUGACUGGCUGGCAAUGAUCAUGCUACAGAAUAGUAUCAUUAUCCGAGCCCUGAGGUUCUUCGCCCAGACCAUCUGGGAAAAGUUCACUUCAUGUUUUGAGGAACAGUUGUGGAGCUGUUUCUUCCAUUGUGCAAUAGCCUUCCUCACACAGCGCCCUCUACAGCUAGAGCAGUUCUCUGUGUCCAAGCGUAACAAACUUGUGUCAAGAUACAGUGACAUGCGACGUGAAAUGGGAUUUGAAAUACGACAGAUGUGGUCACGGCUUGGUGUAAACAAGAAAUAUUUCAUCCCUACACUUGUGGAGCCUAUCCUUGAGAUGACGUUGGUGCCUGAACUAGAGUUGCGAAAGGCCACCAUUCCGAUUUUCUUUGACAUGAUGCAGUGUGAGUUCACACAAGUUGAUCCUGUCACAAGGAAGAUCAAAGGCAACUUUGAUCAGACGGAAAAUGAGCUCAUCAUGAAACUAGAUGCCCUGGUGGAGGGAGGUUAUGGUGACGAGGAGUACAUGGAUCUCAUUUACGAUAUAUUACAUCGAAUGUGCAAUGGUAACGAUCUGAUGCGGUCACAAGGUCUGGCGUUCGUGGAGAUGAUUAAGCGACUACUGCAGCGCCUCCUGGAGUACCGCAAGAUCAUUCAGUACGAGAGUAAGGAAGCACGAAUGAACUGUAUCGUAAACUUACUCAAUUUCUACCAUGAGAUCGAUCGUCAGGAGAUGUACAUCCGCUACCUGUACAAACUGUGUGACCUUCACCUUGAGUGUGACAACUACACAGAGGCAGCCAACACACUCAAACUACACGUUGAUCUUCUACAGUGGUCGGAUGACAAUCUGCCUCUGAUGCUCCAGAGUAACUGGUACCCGAACGCCCACACUCACCGGGGUCUCAAGGAACUGCUCUACUACGAUAUCAUUUCCUACUUCGACAAAGGAAAGAUGUGGGAGAAGGGUAUCCUGUUGUGUAAGGAGCUCGUCCACCUGUACGAGAGUGAGCUGUUUGACUACGAGAGACUCAGCGUGAUACUGCGAAGACAGGCAGACUUAUACAGCUGCAUCAUCAAGGAGUUACGGGCAGACCCCGAGUACUUUAGGGUGGGCUACUUUGGACGAGGAUUCCCUGCAUUUGUACAGAACGAAGUAUUUAUCUACCGCGGUAAAGAGUACGAAAGACUGUCGGACUUCAAUGCCAGGAUGUUGAGCAUGUUUCCAAAUGCUGAGUUACUGAAGUCGCUGUCCCCGCCGUCAGACGAUAUCAUGGAGUCAAGCAAACAGUUUUUACAGGUCAAUGCAGUUACUCCUGUUUUGGAGUUGAAGGACAGAUUUGUGAACAAGCCAGUCAGUGAACGGAUCCUCAAGUAUUACAAUGUGAAUGAAGUCAAUAAGUUCAUGUAUUCACGGCGAAUGGAUGAGAGUAAUAGUGACAUCACAAAAAUGUGGCUGGAGCGAACAACGAUGGACUCGUCUCAUUCACUGCCAGGAAUAUUAUGUUGGUUUCCUGUCGUCAAAACAACCACGUAUCAGGUCAGUCCUCUAGAGAAUGCCAUAGAGACACUGGACUCCACCAACAAAAAAAUCAACCUCCUCAUCGAGCAGCAUACAACAGACCCCAGCCAGAACACCACCAGUUUGGGCAUGUUACUCAACGGUGUAGUGGACGCCUCUGUCAACGGAGGAAUCACCAACUAUAAGAUCUUCUACUCGGAUGACUACGGUGAAUCAGAAAAGGACAUGAACCUGGUCAUCAAGCUCAAAGAGUUAACUCGAAAUCAGAUGAUCCUACUCAGAGAGGCCUUGAACAUCCACAAGAAAAAAGUGUCCGAUGACUUGAAGCCUUUCCACCAUCACAUGGAGCAGAGGUUUGAGGAGAUGUGCAACCUCAUCAAGCAGGAGUAUAGCCUUAAGCCCCCAGACAGUGCCUACAUGAGUACAUUGAAGAGGUAUAAAUCCAUGUCUGCUGUCAGUCUUAGCCGAGUCAGCGAGGCCUUCCUCACGAUGCCCUCAGACAGACAAACAGUAUACUACAGAAGAUCCAACUUUCCUUCGACCAAGGCGACCCAGGCAGCAGCACGUUCUCCAUCAGUUUGGGUGAAGGGUGACCGGUCGGCCAACUCUCCGUCGCCAAGUAAAGGCUUACAAAAAGUCAGCAACUUGGGUAUAUUUAAGCGAACGUCUGUAGCUGCGUCCUCAGAUCACAGUAGUGAGGGCAGUAACAGCAAUAGGAACUCGCUUGAAGCGGCUGCCAUUAUUGAAUUGAAUGAGCAGAUCACACCAAAGCGGCCGCCACGCCCAGAAAACACGGAGAGGAGACAGAGCCGUACAUACUCAAAUCAGUUCAAGACUGAGUCCUUCACUACACUGAACAUCAGUACCACCAGUUUGGCCUCAAAUAAUACAGACACCAACAGCAGCAGUGACCAGGAGCUGGCUGACAUGACAGUGGAGCCGCCAAUGUUACCGGAGAAACAAAACACAUGUUCGGAUUACUCCAACCUCACUAACGACAUUCCAGAAUUUCCUGUGUCUCGGAACUCCACCCCAGUUGUAUCUGGACAUCGGAAAUCCAAGAAUGAUACCAAUAACUUCUAUGAGAGUCCUCUGCCCUCUCUACCUAAGGACGAAGACGUCGUACCCCCGCCUGUGCCCAAAAAACACACCACGCCAAAGAUUAACAACAACCUCUCUGUCGACUGAUGCUUAUCUCCCUUUGAAUGAACUCUUCUCACAUUCUGUAUGAAUUCUUCAUUCUACUUGCUGUGUGCUCGGCAUGUUCAGUGAAGAAAAAUGAGAAUCUGCUGUUUUCCAGAAAGAAUUUCUCGGACUCUGCAUGAAGACUAGCUGUUCUCAAAAUCUGUGAUAGUCGAAGCUAUACUUCAAAAAGGAGUUUGAUCUUUUUAUGUCGUGCUUGGUCCUUCCAAGGCAAAUUCAUUUUCUAUUAUGAUUUGAUUGACCAAUUUUAACUAUAUAGUCAUAACUGCAUCAACUAUUAAGCAUAAUAUGUCAACAUUAAUGAAACAAUUUCAUGUCCUGUAUGGUAGAUUCUUUGAACUGCCAUUAUAGGCUUGAAGUUGUGUAUGUUUUAAUUUUUAGCCUACCAUCAUCACAUGGCGGGCUAUUAAAAUCCCCUUAUGUUCGUUGUUCCUCCAUAAACAAUUCUUGUAAUCACUAUUGCUCGAGAUGUACUUGAAGAAUAUUUCUUAAACUUACUCUGUGGUUCCCCAUGGGCCCUUGUUUUGCCCAUUCAAUUUUGAGUCUGAUUAGGUAAACCCAUGGUGUACAGAAAAAUAAAACCAUCUUCUAUUUUGAGAAAAGUUUCUCGAAAGUGCUGGAAUGAUAUUUUUCAAAACUUCAUCAAAUUAUGAGUCUGAUCAGGACUGAGAGGCAGCCAUCUUGUAUUCAGACAGUAAAAGUUUAUAAUUGCUAUUUCUUUAGAAGAACUGGAGGGAUAUGUCUCUAUAUUCAUAUGUAGAUUUCCUCUGGUUUCUAGUUGUGCUCAUUCAAUCUUGAGUCUGAUUUAGAAAAAAAAAUUGCUGAUAGGCAAUUGUGUUGAAUUUUGACAGUUGAAAUUUGUUAAUAAUGUAUCUCAGAAAACUCUUAGAUCCUUCUCAGACUUCAUAUGUAAGAUCCUCAUGUUAAUAAUUGAUUAAGAGGAAGAGGGAAAAGUAGAGAAAAGAUCAGUCUUUUACAGGACCAACAAAGAUCAUUCAAUGUUGGGCAACAUUAUUAGAUAUGUCAAUCUCCAGUGUGGAUAUGUCAAUCUUUAGUGUGGAUAUGUCAAUCUUUAGUGUGGAUAUGUCAAUAUUCAUUGUGGAUAUGUCAAUCUUUAGUGUGGAUAUGUCAAUCAUUAAUGUGGAUAUGUCAAUCUUCAUUGUGGAUAUGUCAAUCUUCAUUGUGGACAUGUCAAUCUUCAGUGUUGAUAUGUCAAUCUUCAUUGUGGAUAUGUCAAUCUUCAUUGUGGAUAUAUCAAUCUUCAGUGUAGAUAUGUCAAACUUCAUUGUGGAUAUGUCAAUCAUUAAUGUGGAUAUGUCAAUCUUCAUUGUUUAUAUGUCAAUCUUCAUUGUGGAUAUGUCAAUCUUCAGUGUAGAUAUGUCAAACUUCAUUGUGGAUAUGUCAAUCUUCAUUGUGGAUAUGUCAAUCUUCAGUGUAGAUAUGUCAAUCUUCAGUGUAGAUAUGUCAAUCUUCAUUGUUGAUAUGUCAAUCUUCAUUGUGGAUAUGUCAAUCUUCAGUGUAGAUAUGUCAAACUUCAUUGUGGAUAUGUCAAUCUUCAUUGUGGAUAUGUCAAUCUUUAGUGUUGAUAUGUCAAUCUUCAGUGUAGAUAUGUCAAUCUUAAUUGUUGAUUUAUCAAUCUUCAGUGAUUCAUUCUGUUAAAAUGUUUAGUAUAUUUUUAGAAAAUUCCUUCUUUUGAAUAUUUGACACUUGAUGUCAAUAACAACAAAAUCAAGUGCCAACUUCUGAUUUUCAAUAUUCGUACGGAGUCGAUCAAGGAAACUUAUUAACUUGGUUUUCAGUCAUAGUUUUCACUUCCAGAUUAUCAUGUACAAAUGAUUAUUGAGAUGUUUCCAUGAGAUUGUAAACUUGAAGUGUUAUUGUAUUGUGUAAUAUUUUAUUGUGUGAUAGAUACUGGUAUGUGUUACAUUCCCGUGUACGACGAGCCUAUAUUGAUGUUGAUUUGCGUAAAUGUAUAUAUGUAACAAUGUUCAAGUCCCAUGAUAUACAAAUAUGUAAUAUUGUUUUUAACGGAAACAUAUAAUGUUACUUAUAAUGUACUAAACUCUUUCAAGUUAGACUACAAAUUAUUUGUUUCGUCAUGUGUAACCUACAAGAGAAAAUAAUUGUAAAGAAAAUAAGUGCUUAAUUUAACUAAAACCUUUAUAUAAAGACCACUCAAGCGAUACCAAAAAUGGUGUUGAUAGAUAGGUUAUAUUGAGGCAGUCAUUGCACACAGGUGGUCGUUAUAUAUAGGUGCUCGUUAUAUACAGGUGGUCCUUAAAGCAGGUUUGACUGUAUUUAACCUACCUGGUCUAUAAUUGUCUUUUGUCUCUCAGCUGGGCUAGAAAAUCAAUAUUUUACACCUGGCCUAUCACUAAAGUAGUGUGGUAUUAAAAAACUUGUUUGCCGUUAUUUCCUUAUUAGUUAGCAACUACUUUAAAGACUUUUUGUGAUACUGGUGUGUUUUGUGUCACUAGAGCCUAAAAUGAAGAAUUGUUAAUGAAAACAAUGUAAUAUCUUGUGCCACUCUAAAGUUUACAAUGGAGGCUUUGAGCUGUCAUAGACAAGGGUAAUAUCAUAUCAUGGCAGUAAAACGCUUCAUUCUUAGUGUGUAAGGGGCCGCAGUGGCCGAGUGGUUAAGGUGUCCGGACACUUUAUCACUCUGGUUUGCGAGUUCGAAACCUACAUGGGGCAGUUGCCAGGUACUGACCAUAGGCCGGUGGUUUUUCUCUGGGUACUUCGGCUUUCCUCCCCCUCCAAACCUGGCACGUCCUUAAAUGACCCUGGCUGUUAAUAGGACGUUAAAACAAAUAAACCAAACCUAUUAUCUUGUAUGAAUGCUUUAUAUUCUUGCCAAUGUGGUUUUAGAUAAAUUUCUGAAAGCGAACUACAACAUUGAAUUCACUAAUGGAGGCCCCUCGACUAAUAUGUACAGUAGUGGUAUACAUAUAUAUCGUACAUUUCAGUAACAGUUUUAAUUUUGUUGUGUAUCUAAUUCGUCAUUAUUUAUUGUAUACAAUUUAUUACCAUUGUAUGAUUUAGCUGUAAGAAUAGUUUUGCAGGUGUGCAUUAAAUUUUUUUUCAUUCUUUGGUCAUGUUUGGAAUUCACCAAGCUUGAGCAUAAUACAUAUUUCAGUUCUUAUUGCAAAUUAUACUGUGUGCAGUCUACAAAGAAAAGAACUACCCAAGGGAAAAAAUCCUUGUAUGUCAACUGAUAAUAGAUUCCUUGUACGUUAACUAACGAUGAAUUCCUUGUACGUUAACUGGCGUUGAAUUCCUUGUACGUUAACUAGUAAUGAAUUCCUUGUACGUUAACUGACGCUUAAUUCCUUGUACGUUAACUGGCGUUGAAUUCCUUGUACGUUAACUGACGCUGAAUUCCUUGUAUGUUAACUAGUAAUGAAUUCCUUGUUCGUUAACUCAUAAUAAAUUCCUUGUACGUUAACUGACGCUUAAUUCCUUGUACAUGUAUAAUAGACGGCUAGUUCCUUGUAUGUUAACUGACCAUGAUUUCCUUGUUCGUUUACUGACGAUGAAUUUCUUGUACGUUAACUUACGAUUUAAUUGACCAUGAUUUCCUUGUUCUUUGACUGAUAAUAAAUUACUUGUUUGUUAAUAGACGAUGAAUUCCUUGUACAUUAACUAGUAAUGAAUUCCUUGUAUGUUAACUGACGAUGAAUUUCUUGUACGUUAACUGACGAUUAAUUCCUUGUACGUUAACUAGUAACGAAUUCCUUGUACGUUAACUGACGAUAAAUAUCUUGUUCGUUAACUGACGAUGAAUUCCUUUUAUGUUAACUGACGAUACAUAUCUUGUACGUUAACCAGUAAUGAAUUCCUUAUACGUUAACUGACGAAUGAAUUCCUUGUAUGUUCACUGACAUGAAAUUCCUUGUACGUUAACUGACGUUGAAUUUACUUGUGUGUUAACUAAUGAUGAAAAAAAGAAAACUGUUCUAAACAUUUAAUGCAAAUAUAGUAUAGUGUCCGUUUUUACAAUGAACUAUGGAAUUCUUGAAGCAGACUGAUAAUGUUUAAGCUCCCCGUUAUCAAUAAGUCUAGGUGUAAUGCCAUUAUGAAAAGAUUCCAUUGAUAUUGUUACUACUGGAAAUAGAUUAGUUAUUGUACAGCUAGCCUGUGGGCCAUCUCCAAGAAAUACAUUGGUUGAGAAUUCUAGGUGCAUCAUGGGUAGGUUUCUGUGUGAUACUGAUAGUGUGGACAAGAUUAUUUGCUAUAGUGCUUUACUCUGGGACUCAAAAGAAAUAUAUCGCUAGGUAAUUUUUGGUGCAUGGGUAGAUGUCUGUGUGAAGUUGUCAUAGCGUUGUUCUGCGAAAGAAAUAUAUUGGUCAUCAAUUCUAGGUGCAUCAUGGGUAGAUUUCUAUGUGUAAUUAUCAUUGUGUUGUUCCUCGACUCUAAGAAAUACAUUAGUCAAUAAUUCUAGGUGCAUCAUGGGUAGAUUUUAGAGCGAUUCAUCCUAUAGUGCUGUUCACAUUGAGUUUUGUGUAGAAGUAAUAUAUUUGAUAAAGAAACUGUUUGGAAGAAUGUUUCAAAUUCUCUAGUCAAACUGAAGAAUGCAUUAUGAUAUACAUGUUCCAGAUAUUGUGUUAAUAUUGAUAGAUAACAGAAUUACAAGUGUUCCCCUUAGUGUUUCACAGAUUAUGUAAAUACCAACGGAUGAGGUAACAUAGGUUUAGGUUUUAGAUAUUGUAUACAUUGUACUUACAAAAUUGUCCUCACUUUGUGUGACUAGCAUUUCCAUGUGGCCUUCAACACUCCAAUGCAUCAUUUUCUGGCUUGCCAUGUUUUUUUGUUUUUUGUUUUGUUUUUUGUACUGAUCGUCUUUGUAUUUAACUCUAUGUAAAGUACUGCCAGUACAAUAUAUAUAAUAAUUUUUACUACAUUUUAUAUGUAGGAUUGUAGCUCUGUACUAAAGUUCAAUGGUACAAGCCCCUUCCCAGCCCCUUCGUCGCCCUUCCAGACCCUUACCGGUUCCUUCCUGGCAUCUUCCCAACUCCUUCCUAGCCCUUACCGUCCUUUUCCUAGCUCUUCAUGGCCCCUUAACCCCUUCCUGGCCUCUUCUUAGUACUUCAUCGCCCCUUCCCAGCCCUAAACGACCUUUUCCUCGCCCCUUCUCAGUCCUUACCGGCCCUUAAUCUUAGUUACUGUAUACCAUUAUACUAUGUUUAUACCUACAGAUCUGAAGUCUUUCUGAAACUAGUCUGAAUUCCUAAUUUAUGUGUGUAUAUCUGUCGAUAAAUGCCAAACUGAUAUCAAAAUAGCAAUAUCAAUAAAAAGUGCAUGAAACAUCAGAAUAAUUUGGACUCCACUGUAACCAUUACCAGUAACCACCUAAUUCAAGUUUCCAUGCGACUCUCCCUCAUGAUUAAAUGCUGUUCAAAGUGUUUCCGUGUAAGUUCAAAUGACCAUGCUAUACAUUUUCAAACCUAACUUAGUCUGUUUAUCAUCUGUAGUGGUUUUAGAGCUUCCAGUUGUUCUUUCAUUAAAACUGUGCCAAUAUGUCUAUAUUCACCAGGUAUGUACAUAUACGUAUUAUGUACAGGCUCAUGUUUCAGCAAGGAAAAAGGGAUAUAUCAUAUAUCCUUAUGUAGUUAAUGGUUUAAAAAAAAAUGAAAAAAAAAAAAUUGAAAAAGUAUUAUUCUUGAUAAAGGACCACAUAGAAUUUUAAUGACAAAUAAAGUUCUUGUAUUGAAAUUGUAUAUUGUGAUAUCUUAAGCAGAAAUAUAUUAUUUCUGUUUCCUUCCUAUUUUGUACAUUACGACGUUAAAGUCUGUUACUACGUAAUGUAAUAAUUCUACAGGACAGGUGCUUGUUUUAUCGUUAGCUCUCUACAUGUAAUUUCUCUGACAUUGCCCCUCAUUUUAUACAUCAUUUUAUGAUUAUUGUAUCUGUUGAAGCAAUCUUAAUGAAUCUGCUAUAAGUACAAUAUAUCUGCUUGAAGAUAUUUAUGUCAUAUUGUUUGUAUAUGAUUUGUCGAUCAGUCAGCUAAUCAAUAUUACUAUCAUGCAGAUUUUGCCUGGUGGCAUUUUUUAUUUUUGUAUAUAUAUGGAACUGCCAGCUGUACCGUUUAAUGGGGAGAGCUUGGCAGCGUGUAUUACACAAGUAAACAACUAAUAACA